AUGAGGAAUAGUUCACUAUAUGAUUUACAUGCCAUAAGUAGGGAGUUUGUUGCUGAUUUUGUUUUCUGUAAGGUCUUGAAUGCAAGGUUUUUUGAAGUGUCUGCAGCUCUAAAGGAAGCCAUAGAUGACCUUGAGUGGCCAGGAUCAAGCAUUCAUCUAAUCCUACAGCCUACACCACCAUCGGUUACCUUUAGAGGUGAAGGUCAUGGUGACUUACAGAUAGACUUUAUGUGUUAUGCCAACACUGAUCUUCUGGUUGCAUUUCAUUGUGAUCGUCAAGUCUCUCACAGGUAUAAAUACAAAUUUCUCCGUGCUACAACCUCAAACAUACCCAGCAGUGUCAUCCGGGAUAAUCGAGGAAGUAAGUUGACCAUUGGGAGAGGGGGAAUGCUCAAAGUUCAGCAUCUGGUCUCAGUUGCAAAACCAGCAAUGCCUCACCCACAUAUUGAUUCUGCUGGCUAUCAGCAACCCAGCCGUAUUGCAUAUAUUGAAUUCUUUGUCAAGCCAGAGUUUGAUGAUGACGGUGCGAAUGAUACAUAGGAAGUUCUUGCUUAACAAAAUUAGUUGCUCAAUGUUCUUAUUAAAGGGGAUAUUGGCAGCUUGAUUUAAAAACUUCCUCACGUGUGGAGUUACUAUCCUAAUUCCUCUGACAGCUUAAGUAGUCAGUGUUAGGAUAUGCAUUGGAGUUGUGUUCUCUUAAAAUCAGUGUUUAAGGGAUUUGUUUUGCGGAUCGUGAUAUAUUCAACUUGUGAUGGGUAGACGCAAGACAUUAGCAUCAUGAUAUUAAGGUUUUUUGC
Molecule: messenger RNA, 797 nt
Organism: Nicotiana attenuata
Lineage: Eukaryota; Viridiplantae; Streptophyta; Magnoliopsida; Solanales; Solanaceae
Exons: 4
Coding region: 1-540 (179 amino acids)
Biological process (GO): DNA repair; DNA damage checkpoint signaling
Cellular component (GO): checkpoint clamp complex
Source: RefSeq, a predicted model, not a curated record